AUGCAUUUUAGUUACCCCCUUGAAGAGCCAACCUCAGAGUGCAAAGCACAUUUCGCAUCAACUCCAUGGUGUGCAGCCAUCUUCAACGACCCCACGCUCCAAGCCUUCACUGCUCGAGAUACCCAAAGAAGUUCGGUCCACACCUUUAUGGGCAAAACCUUGGCAACUAAAGAUACCAUCGUCUAUUGGCAAUCGUUUCGAAAAUUGGGAGCUCAACACAGCGACAAUGUGACAGUUCUGUCUAUUGGAAGCGGGUUCAAUGGCCAUGUCGAUACUUGUCAUGGUGGAUUCAUUGGAGUUGUGCUAGAUGGAGUGCUGGGAAAUGCCGUUGCGACUGAAAGAGCUAGCGACAAGGUGAGCAUGACGGUUUAUUUGAAGGUCUAUUACAAGAAGCCGGUUAGAACACCUAGCAAGGUCUUGUGCAGAGCAAAGGUGUACAAGACCGAGGGAAGGAAGAUGUGGGUUAGUGGCACGAUGGAAGACGGCGAAGGGACCAUUAUGGCUACUGCAGAGAGUUUGUUCAUGGUGGUCGAGCCGGUGAAACGUCUGGGGAAGUUGUGA
Molecule: messenger RNA, 561 nt
Organism: Lachnellula hyalina
Lineage: Eukaryota; Fungi; Ascomycota; Leotiomycetes; Helotiales; Lachnaceae
Gene: Them4
Product: Acyl-coenzyme A thioesterase
Exons: 1
Coding region: 1-561 (186 amino acids)
Source: RefSeq, a predicted model, not a curated record